Molecule: messenger RNA, 1278 nt
Organism: Danio rerio (zebrafish)
Lineage: Eukaryota; Metazoa; Chordata; Actinopteri; Cypriniformes; Danionidae
Gene: sult1st1
Product: sulfotransferase family 1, cytosolic sulfotransferase 1
Source: RefSeq, marked validated
AGUUCAACAAGGAACUGCAGGACGUGUUUGAGAAGAGCAAAAGAAAAUUGAACAAGAUCUGCUUUUUGAAACACAGUUUCACCACAAUGGACAUGCCUGACUUUUCUUCUAUAUCAUCUAGGCCUACAAUUUUUGAGUUUGAGGGUAUCUCAAUGAUCAACCACUUCACUGAAAACUGGGAAAAGGUGAAAAACUUUCAAGCAAGGCCUGAUGAUAUUCUGAUCGCCACUUACCCCAAAGCAGGUACCACCUGGGUUUCAUAUAUUCUAGACCUUCUGUAUUUUGGUGAAAAUGCACCAGAGGAACACACUUCUCAGCCUAUCUACAUGAGAGUGCCAUUCCUGGAGUCUUGUUUCAAAGUGAUAGCAUCAGGAACGGAACUGGCUGAUAACAUGACCACCUCUCCUCGUCUCAUUAAAACUCAUUUACCUGUUCAGCUUAUCCCCAAGUCCUUCUGGGAGCAGAACUCAAGGGUUGUGUAUGUAGCUCGGAAUGCAAAGGACAAUGUGGUUUCCUAUUUUCAUUUUGAUCGAAUGAACAUAGUAGAGCCUGAUCCAGGGGAUUGGAACACCUUCUUACACAGAUUCAUGGAUGGAAAGAGUGUGUUUGGUCCUUGGUAUGACCAUGUGAAUGGAUACUGGGAAAAAAAACAGACGUACUCUAACCUAUUAUACUUGUUCUAUGAGGAUUUGGUUGAAGACACUGGACGUGAAGUGGAUCGUUUGUGUUCCUUCUUGGGUUUGUCUACCUCAGUCAGUGACAGGGAGAAAAUUACAAAAGAUGUUCAGUUUGAUGCAAUGAAACAAAACAAGAUGACCAACUAUUCCACUCUGCCAGUCAUGGACUUCAAGAUAUCGCCCUUCAUGCGGAAAGGUAAAGUUGGAGACUGGAAAAAUCACUUCACUGUGGCACAAAAUGAACAGUUCGAUGAGGUCUACAAAGAGAAGAUGAAGAAUGCCACUGUCAAGUUCCGCACUGAGAUUUAAUACAUCAUGCUCUAGAUAUUUCUUCAGAGAAGCAGCUAACAACAUGAUCUUUGUCAUGUUAUACUAACUAAGUCUAUUUAUACUACAGAUUUUUAAUAUAGAUCUUUGAUCCAUUACAGAAUAUAUUGUAAUUACAAAAUUGAUAGGUUGAUUUCUGUGGAGAAUGGUAAAACUUUCAAAGUACAGUAUGCGAUGUGAUUAUUAUGUGCCAACACAGAUGUAACCAUUUAAUAACCAUGUGUAUAAGCCUUUUAUAAGCCUCGUAGUUUAUAUUAAAUGCUUUUAUUCAAUU